Molecule: messenger RNA, 1851 nt
Organism: Symbiodinium sp. CCMP2592
Lineage: Eukaryota; Dinophyceae; Suessiales; Symbiodiniaceae
Source: the annotation of a GenBank genome assembly
AUGGCCGUCACAGAGAGCAAGGCAAACUUCUCUUCGAGGGCGAAGGCUCUUGGAUUGGAGGAUCCGGUGUUGGUGAAGUUCGUUGACGCUGGCAUUGAUUGCAUGAGCAAGUAUGCUUUCCUGAGCUCAUACGUGCCCGGGAGCACGGAUGAGAGCCCAUUCACUGCUGCCAUCGUCAAAGUGCUUGGGCGCGACCCUUCGAUUGCGGAGCUCAGUGUGCUUCGCCGCUUGCUGCAUGAGAGCUACAACCUAACUGUUUCUGAAUUGCAAUCACAGGUUGAAAGGACCGAUGACUCUGCCCCGAGAAAGCUCGCAGCGCCCGACCGGGCCGAUAGGUUGCAGCGACAGCAGGUUCGGCUGAGUGGUUUGACGAUCCACGGCCCGACUCUUCCGGGUCAUGCCGUGAUUGAGCGUUCAGAUGUACGAGGAGAACGUGCUUCAUUACUUGCCGCCUCAGUCGUUAAGUUCAAGAAGGAUCGCGAUGAUAAGAUGUUGUCCGUCGAUGGUGCCGGUCAUGUGUCUCUACGCACCCAGGUUGCGAAGGUUGAUGCUGAUGUGUCCUCAGACCUUCUCCUCAAGCUGGCAUUGACCCGUCGAGGUUUGGCCCUGGACCAAGCAGGGAUAGUCACCUUUUCGGAGCACGAGCGGUGGGUGGAAGCACUUUUUACCGCGCGUUUCAGGGAUCCGCCUGACAACUAUGCACGUGUGACUUUGCAGCAGCUUAUGCAGGCUGAUCGGCAGCUGUUUGUUGAAGCAGCAGAUCGCACCCGGCAUGGAAUCCAACUUGUUUCUGACGGGAAGCCGGUUGAUAAGAUUUGGAGCGAGGCGAUGACUUGCAAUAAUGUCACUCACCUUUUGCAGCCUUUGGUUGCCGCCCCGCCUGCUCCUUUCAGGCCUGGUCCGUACGACGACAGAAGGUUGCUUGGGAAGUGGAUUGAGCAGUCAGAUGUUCUUAAGCUUUUCGAUUGCCUCCCGAAAGCUGCGCCGCAACGUGGCUCCGGUGGCGGCAUCUCCUUUACCACUGGGGCCUUUGCCAAGGUUAAGGUGGGACUCCGGAGCAAUGUUGCCGUUUUUCCAAAGUCUACCCAGGUGUUGGCUGCUUUUGUAAGGCAAUCAGCUCCUGCACACAAGUUCACUACCGUAGUAAUUUUUGAUGGUGUUCGCACAUCCCCGCAUCGUGACCAGCAGAAUUUCUUCUUGCCAAAUUUGGCCAUCCCCUUGUCAAGUUUCGCUGAAGGUUCGAUUUGGGUGCAGUCCAGCAAGGGUCCCCAUGCUCGGACCGUUGAUGGUUCAACUCUUCAAGGGGUGGCAUUGCCUGUCUCGGACGGGCCUGUUCUCUUCGAUGCACGCAGGCAGAUGCACCUCACUGAUGUGUGGCAGGGAAGGCGGGUCAUUUUGGUGGCUUUUUCAAUUUCUGCCUUUGAUAAGCUUUCCUUUGAAGCAUCGCAACGCUUGAUUUCCCUUGAUUUUGCACUGCCAACCGCGCCAGAGGUCGAGCAUUUCCGUGAGCACCCGCAGUUGCCAGCUCGCUUGCCUUGGCCGCCGCGUUUUCCUUUGCUGUCAGGGUCACCAGGUUCUAAUCCCGCGACCGAUGUGCCGGGUCACAAAGACCCUCUUUUCCUUGAGCUCUGUGCUGGCACCGCCAUGCUCUCUCGUUGCUUUCGUGAAGCGGGUGUUCCCGUAAUGCCCAUUGACCACCAGCACAACCGCCAUCACCCGUUGGCGCAGGUUUGCAAUCUCAGCUUGACGGAGGAUUCCACUUGGGACUUCUUGCGCAACUUGGUUCGUGAUCAUCCUAUACUUUUUUGUUCACGCUGCCCCGCCUUGUGGCACAUGCUCAGCAGCACGUAA